This is a messenger RNA of Ipomoea triloba (trilobed morning glory), 2352 nucleotides long. Its product is annotated as RNA pseudouridine synthase 3, mitochondrial. Bases 847 to 2277 code for a protein of 476 amino acids. Gene Ontology annotation, molecular function: pseudouridine synthase activity; RNA binding. NCBI's taxonomy places the organism in Eukaryota, Viridiplantae, Streptophyta, Magnoliopsida, Solanales, Convolvulaceae. The transcript is spliced from 10 exons. The record is from RefSeq and is a predicted model, not a curated record. Gene Ontology annotation, biological process: pseudouridine synthesis.
CACUCUACCGCUCCAAGCCCCAAACUUCUUUAAUUUAUCUUCCCGCAGACUUGAGACCGCAGUCACCGCAGGCCCGCCGCCCACCGCUCACCGGAGGCACCGCCCAGUCUCCCACUGCCCACCGCCUGCUGGCUGCCUGCACGCCCCAAUCGCUGCCUGCACGGCUGCACGCCUCACGCCCUCACGCGACUCACUCCGGCACCAUAGCUACUGGAGUGAAUUACUACAGGUCUAGUGCACUCUGGUCUGCCUUGAUGCUGAAUUUGAGCAAUGACAGAUUCUGCCUAUGCCUUGAUGCUGAUUAUGUAUUUAUUUAUGUGCAUAUAGUACUUUCAAAUUGAAUUCAAGAAACCAAUUAUAUGAACCUUGUUAGUUGCAGAGUGAUAUUGAGCAUAGCAGUUCUAAAUUUAAUUUUGCCAUAAUUUUAUCCGAAUUGCAUGCCAGUAUCUAGUCUAGUGAUUGCUAUUUGCAGGAAAUAGUCUCUGGAAAAAGAUUUCUAUUUCUUCGAUGUGAAUAUUUGAUCACUGUUGAUAUAUUACUAUUACAUGUUAUUAGUGCACUGUAAGUCUGUAAUCACUACUAUUAAGUAGUGCACUCCAAAGUUCAAAGUUCAAACUUCAUAAUGUAUGGUUAAUUCCUUAAUUUAAAAUUCUGACUUCUUAGUGUCUCCAAUCUCCAUUGCUACCGGAGUCAGGACUAGAGCACUUCCAUUCUUCCUGCAGGCAACAGUGAGCACUUCCAUUCUUCCCACAUGCAACAGUGCAGCACCGCAGCAGCCAGCAGUCCCCAAGCGUCCGACUCCAGUCUCCAGUAGGCAGUGGGAAAUUCAUCUAGCAUGUAUUGGGAAUGUGGAACAGAGGUCUAAGCCGUCGAUUAUUCUUCGUGGUCAGGCAGUACUCCUCGCAAAGAUGUGGCAUUUCUCUUAAUGAUGAUUCUGUGAUCCGAGUUUCAAACAAUGUUGCCCAUUUGGGCUGCCCCAGGGAAGGGUCAAAGCCGCCCCAGCUCAUGUCUUUACCCCCAUUUCCGGGCCACUGUUUGCCUGGAAAGAAAUCCACUACUGUUCCGGGCCGAUCGUCUCAUCGCAUUACUGCUAUUAGCUGGCUAAAGUAUUACUUUGACGAAAUACCUGGUCCUGUUAUUCAAUCUCAUUUCAAUAAGGGUCUGGUGCAGAUGCAAUGCCAUGAUUCAUCUAGUGUCGAAAGGCCUAAAAUUUCCAUGAGAAAGAUUAAGCAUCAUGAGGUCAUGGAGAUGGGUGCAAGAGUUUAUGUACCUGUAUCUGUUGCAGAAUCCAAAAUUUCCAAUCGUUUUGAUAUUAUACCAAGUGGAACAAUGUGCCCCAAUGCUGACGAGAUAGCCUACUUACAAAGGCUUGUAAUUUACAAGGACUCUGCCUUAAUUGUGCUAAAUAAGCCCCCUAAACUUCCAGUAAAGGGAAACCUUCCAGUUCAUAAUAGCAUGGAUGCUUUGGCAGCUGCAGCACUAUCUUACAAUUAUGAUGAGGGUCCUAGGCUGGUGCAUCAUCUUGAUAGGGAGAGUAGUGGCCUUCUUUUAAUGGGAAGAACAGAGGAAAGCAUCUCCCUUCUUCAUUUGGUUCUCAGUGACUUAAAGAAGAAGAAAUUUCAAUCACAGGCAUGGGAUGAUUCUUGUAAGGCAACAUAUCGGAGAUAUUGGGCAUUAGUAAUAGGUUCCCCCAAAGAAAAGGAAGGCUUAAUUUGUGCACCUCUUUCAAAGGUGGUUCUUGAUAAUGGGAAAACCGAAAGGGUUAUCUUGGCUCAGAACUCAAUGUUAGAAGCUUCCCAGGAUGCUCUUACAGAAUAUCGUGUGCUGGGUCCUAUGAUCAAUGGAUGUUCGUGGAUAGAAUUGCGCCCGCAUACAAGCAGAAAGCAUCAGCUCCGUGUGCACUGUGCAGAAGCGCUUGGUACUCCAAUUGUGGGUGAUUACAAGUACGGUUGGUUCGUUCAUAAGAAGUGGAAGCAGAUGCCCCGGGUUGAUAUCGAGCCCACAACCGGGGAACCAUACAGAAUGCGAAGGCCAGAAGGGUUGGAUGUUCAGAAAGGAAGCGUGUUGUCAAAGGUUCCCUUGCUACAUCUGCAUUGCCGGGAGCUUGUACUUCCAAACAUUGCCAAGUUUCUUGAGCUUAAUAGUAAUAGUAAUAGGUUAAGGAAUUAUAAUGUGAAGAGUGAUACUGUAUCAAAACCAGAUCUCCUUCGGUUUGUAGCUCCAAUGCCACCUCACAUGAAAAUUAGUUGGAAUCUCAUGUCGUCUUACUUAAUAUGAAAACGAAAGAAGAAAAAGAAAAAAGAAACUUGAGUCUUAGUCUUGUUUCAUAUAAAUUUUUUAUUUCAUUUCUAA